GAGGAAUAACACAGGUCUGGGUAGAAAUGUAGAAACUGAGUGCUCUAUUUAAAUGAGCAUUAUAACUCUCAUCGGGGAGAGUUCCUACAGCAGCGUAACACCAAUGUGCCUUGGGGGCAGAGCUACGUGUAGGGGAGGAGAGGAGAGGACUUCAUUUCGAGGAAACGAAACCUAAGGUACAUAUAAACCAAAGCCAGUCGAAGAGGGGGCAGUUCUCUCUUUCAGUGUCUUUCAGUAAAAUAACACGCAUUUUGGGACGAAAUACCGACGGAAAGAAACAACAACAAGGGAUGGCCACUGCCAACGUUUCCUGGUCUGAGAACUUUUCAUGUUCCAUCUGUCUGGAUGGGUUCAAAAACCCAGUUUCCACACCAUGUGGACACAACUUCUGCAGAACCUGUGUUACAAAGUUAUGGGAUGAACAAGUCAAGUGCAAAUGUCCUGUUUGCAACGAGCUUUUCAACACAAGACCUGAUUUACGUGUCAAUAACCUCUUAUCAGAGAUGGUUGAUCGGUUUGGAACGUCCGUACGAGUAAAAGAGCAGCCUUGUGCUGAACCAGGAGAAGUUCCCUGUGACGUCUGUACUGGGACCCAGCUGAAGGCUGUGAAGUCCUGCCUGGAGUGUUUUACCUCUUACUGCCAAACCCACCUGGAGCCACAUCAGAGAGUCACAGGGCUGAAGAAACAUCGGCUGGUCGAGCCUAUGGACCGUCUUGAAGACAGGAUGUGUAACAAACACGACCGACUUCUGGAGCUAUUCUGCCAGACUGAACAGGUGUGUGUGUGUCAGUUCUGCACGGUGACAGACCACAGGUCCCAUCCUAUUGUGACUCUAAAGGAAGAAUAUGACAUGAAGACGGCCCAGCUGGGGAAGAUAGAGGCUGAAGUUCCACAGAUGAUCCAGGAGAGACAAAAAAAUAUCCAGGAGAUAAAAGACACAGUUAAACGCAGCAAAGCAGACGCAGACAGAGAGAUUGCCGAUGGUGUGCAGGUCCUCACUGCUCUGAUGCGCUGCAUUGAAAAGUGCCAGGAGGAUCUCAACCAAAUGGUUAAAGAGAGACUGAAAGACACAGAGAAACAAGCUGAAGACCUCAUCAAAGAGCUGGAGCAGGAAAUAGAAGAUCUGACCAAUAGAAGCUCAGAGGUGAAGCAGCUCUCACACACUAAAGACCACCUCCACUUCCUCCAGGCCUUCAGAUCCCUGAAGGAUCCUCCACCCACCAGGGACUGUACGAAGGUGGAGAUCCGUCCCCCGUUUUACGUAGGGACCUUGAGGAGAUCCCUGGAUCAACUGAAUGAGAAACUGAACAUGGAGAUUAAGAAUUUGUGUAAUGUUGCUGAACUGAAGAGGGUCCAGCAGUAUGAAGUAGAUGUGACUCUGGAUCCUGAUACAGCUCAUACCCAUCUCAUCCUGUCUGAGGAUGGGAAACAAGUACAUGAGGGAGAUGUAAGGAAUUAUCUCCCAGACAACCGUAAGAGAUUUAAACAGUAUAUGCAUGUUCUCACGAGGCAGAGCUUCUCCUCUGGGAGAUUUUACUUCGAGGUCCAGGUUAAAGACAGGACUGUAUGGUUUUUAGGAGUGGCCAGAGAGUCCAUCAACAGAGUAGGUGGAAUCAUAGAGACCCCUGGGAAUGGUUUAUGGAUUCUUGACUCCAACACCAAUGGGUUGGUAUUUAAAGAUAACCCUGCUGUCUGUCUCCCUCUGAAAGCUAAGCUCCAGAAAGUUGGGGUGUUUGUUGAUUAUGAUGAGGGUCUGGUCUCCUUCUAUGAUGUUGAAGCCAGGGUUCAUAUCUACUCUGCUACUGGCUGCACUUUCAGUGAGCCUCUCUAUCCGAUCCUCUCUGUAGGUUAUCAUGGAGGUAUAAACUCUCCCCCCCUGAUCAUCUCACCUGUCAAUCAAACAGACUAGGGCCUUUGUUUGAUAAUCCAACAAACAAACGACCAUAAACAAAGAAUGUUGUUUUCUGAAUGAUAAUCUCUGCUAUUUGUGAUCUGAGAGGUCUGCAUUGAGGUGCUACUGCUGUCAUUUAACAAGGAGAAAUUCAUUAAGAAAUAUCCCUUACUAUUAUAAAAUAUAGCCCAUUGUAAAUGAUUAGAUUCCACUAUAUUUUAUAAAUGUGUGUUUCCCCUGUUCUUUUUCUGAGUUUAUUGCUAUAAUAUUGUAAAUGGUUGCAGUUAUAACAUGUCUGGGGGAUACGGUUGUUUAUGUUUCAUUACUAUUAGUUUAUAUUCUGGAAUCAUGAAUGACUGAGGCAAUUUAUCUUUCGAUACUUUUCUGAUUUCAAUAAAAUGGAAAAAAAUGGAAUCGGUACAUUCUUUGUGGAAUAGUUAUUUUCAGGGGAACAGGGUCAUUACGUUUGUACACACAUUGUACUAUUUCGAUUUGCUUGGUCAAAUAUUUGAAGAACUUAAACUUCGGUGAUGUGGAUUUUAAAGAAAAGGCACAUACAAAAAUACACCUUAUAUAUCUCUGCUACUGGCUGCAUUUUUAGAGAGCCCCUCCAUCCAUGUGAUCAUGUGGGUGGUCCAAAACAGACUAGGACCUUUUUUAAUAAUAAAAUCACCAAAACAACUGAUGCUGUUUCCUGAAUAAGAAUCUGUACCAUCUGAGAUCUAAAUGAACUGCAUUAAUGUUGUACUACUGUCCUUUAACAAGGAAGAUUUCAUUAAGAAAAUAACCCUGACUAUUAUAAAAUAUAACCCAUUGUAAAUGAUUGCAUUACAGUAUAUACUACUCAAAAUAUGACCAUUAUCAGGCGUUUGUACCCAGAGCGUCCAGUGAGAUGAAGGCCCAGGUCUGGGCUGCUCAGGGAGGACUUUGGGGAUCCUUUGGACGAGGAGUCAAACCAACCAAGCGGGUCCCCUGAGCCCCUCAACAGUCCUGGUUCAUUGUGGGGCUGCAGGGCUGCCGGCUCCCCUGUGAACGCCCCUUCAGUUCAGCUCCAAUAAGAGGAGGACAGGUGUGUCACAUCAGAGCCUAAUCAGCAGGGGACCGGGUCACCCUAUCAGCCAAUCAGAGGGGAUGCCUGAACCAGCAGGGGACCGGGUCCCCCUAUCAGCUAAUCAGAGGUGGUGCCUGAACCAGCAGGUGACCGGGUCACCCUAUCAGCCAAUCAGAGUUGAUGCCUGAACCAGCAGGUGUUUCACCUAGAGAAGGGGUCAGCGAAUAGAAAUAGGAAAAGUAAUCAAAUUAUCGAUUCAAAGUCAUUCAUUAAUUCAUGAAUUGAGAUCCUUCCUGAACUACGGGCCGUUCUGUGCUUCUCUGAGGGCACGGUCGAGCCACCAGGGGCGAGAGAUUAAAAUCACCCAAAGGAUUCCUGGAAUCGUUGAGUCACCGUUUAAUAAACGGUAAAAACAAACUCAGAUAUAAGUAGCGUGUGAAGCGCAGCACACCACCAGAUAUGGCCUUUCUAGUGAGCUUAAAGCGGACAAAAUAACUGACUGACUGACUGACUUUGCUUUCAUGCUGAGUUGUUGGUGACACUU
Gadus macrocephalus (Pacific cod) is the source of this 3487-nucleotide messenger RNA. RefSeq names its product E3 ubiquitin-protein ligase TRIM39-like. The transcript is spliced from 2 exons. NCBI's taxonomy places the organism in Eukaryota, Metazoa, Chordata, Actinopteri, Gadiformes, Gadidae. Gene Ontology annotation, molecular function: zinc ion binding; protein binding. The record is from RefSeq and is a predicted model, not a curated record. The coding region runs from base 291 to 1910 and encodes 539 amino acids.